This is a messenger RNA of Caenorhabditis sp. 36 PRJEB53466, 1353 nucleotides long. The record is from the annotation of a GenBank genome assembly. Lineage: Eukaryota; Metazoa; Nematoda; Chromadorea; Rhabditida; Rhabditidae.
AUGAGCACCGCUGCUGGAGAAUCGUCUUCCUCUUCCAAAAUGGUAGAGAACGCGCAUCCGACGACCACAGAGAAAGGGUGAGUCUCUCACGGAACUACUCGUUCCAUUCUGAUCCUUUUUGAUUUCAGCUCAGAGUACUUGGAGCAGCUGGCAAAUGAAGCCGAAGAGCUCAGGAAGAAAUUGGACCAGGAGCGGCAGAAACUAAAUGAUAUUCCCAGUAAGCCGGCCCAAUUAUCCGUCCAAAAAUCCAAAAAAAAAAGUUUUUCAGUCCAACAGGCCGCCGAACGGCUUGAUGGAAUGGGAAGUCUCGGAGUGAAACAGCGCAGAAUUCUGAAAGGACACGUGGGAAAGGUCCUGUGCAUGGACUGGUCGCUCGACAAGAGACACAUCGUCUCUUCGUCGCAGGACGGAAAAGUCAUCGUUUGGGACGGAUUCACCACGAACAAGGAGCACGCGCUGACGAUGCCGACGACGUGGGUCAUGGCGUGCGCAUUCUCACCGUCCAGCCAGAUGAUCGCGUGCGGGUAAGCACUAAAAAAUGAGAUGUUCAAGACGAAAAAUAUUAAUUUCAGAGGCCUCGACAACAAGUGCAGCGUCGUUCCGUUAUCGUUCGAGGACGACAUCAUCCAGAAGAAGCGACAAGUAGCCACACACACCUCCUACAUGUCGUGCUGCACUUUCCUCCGCUCCGAUAAUCUCAUUCUGACUGGAAGCGGAGACUCCACUUGUGCCAUCUGGGACGUCGAGAGCGGACAGCUCAUACAGAACUUCCAUGGACACACUGGCGACGUCUUCGCGAUCGACGUGCCGAAGUGCGACACCGGUAACACGUUCAUUUCUGCUGGAGCCGACAAGCAUUCGCUCGUCUGGGACAUCCGCUCCGGGCAGUGUGUCCAGUCGUUCGAAGGGCACGAAGCCGACAUCAAUACGGUCAGAUUCCACCCGAACGGAGACGCGUUCGCCACAGGAUCCGACGACGCGACGGUGAGAUUUCGAAGAUGCCGCCCAUUCAGUAUUCUGUUUUCAGUGCCGUCUGUUCGACCUGCGCGCCGACCGUCAAGUGUGUGUCUACGAGAAGGAAUCCAUCCUUUUCCCGGUGAACGGAGUCGAUUUCAGUCUCAGCGGUCGGUCGUCUUCCCCUUUUCCUUUUCAUUCUCUCUCUCUUUCUCUUCAGGUCGAAUUCUGUUCGCUGGCUACGGAGAUUACCGGGUCGGCGUGUGGGACUCGCUUAAAUGCAUCCGCCAUUCAGUCCUCUACGGCCACGAGAACCGCAUCAGUUGCCUCCGAACUUCGCCCGACGGGACCGCCGUUUGCUCCGCCAGCUGGGACUGCACCAUCCGUAUCUGGGCCUAA